GCCCGGCCCCGCGCAACCUGCCCUCUACACCGCGGCCAAUGGGGCGAGAGGGCGGGGAGCAGCGGCGGGAGCUGCCCCGGCCGCCUCCGCCCUCUGCGACGAAACUCGGCGGGAGCGCCACGGCGAGUUAGACGGCCCCGCGACCCGCACCGCACCGCCGCGCCGGCCGGCGGGAGGCGAUGAGCGGCGGCCACCGCGCUCCGGCACCUUCCCGCGCCGAUCCCGGGGGCACCUGGUGCCGCCUGCUUCCCGCCCAGGGCCGCCCCAGCGCCGUGCUGAGCUCUCCCCGGCGUCGGGGCGAGAGGCGGUGAAGGCGGCUCCGCUCGGCUCCGCGCUCGGGCCGCCCCGAUCCCCCUCCGGGCUGGGCGGCGGAGCGCUGCGGUCUGCGCGGGGAGAGCAGCGGCAGGAAGAGGCGGCCUCGGCUGCCCCGGCUGCGGGCGGUCGCUGCCGGACGGCACCCUGCUUCACCUCCUUUUUAGAAGUGUUUUUUUUUCUAUUUUCAACUAAACCACACUAUUAUUUUUUUUCCUCCCUCAUUUUAAUUUUUAUUUUCACGCUAAACUAUCUGCUCCCCUCCUCUACUCUGCCUUUUCUUUUCGGACCAACUCUUACUUUCGCUCAACUCACCAGCAGCAGCGUGGGCAUCAUGUCCUUCAACCCCACCAUCAUGCCACCUGCGAACAGCUCUGCCAACGGGACUGCCAGCGGGGCAGAGGGCGGGAAGCCCCCCACCAUCCCCACCGUCAUGUUCAUCUUCGGCGUCGUGGGCAACCUCAUAGCCAUCGUGGUGCUCUGCAAGUCCAGGAAGGAGCAGAAGGAGACCACUUUCUACACGCUGGUCUGCGGGCUGGCAGUAACUGAUCUCUUGGGGACCUGCCUGGUGAGUCCAGUCACUAUUGCCACUUACCUGCAGAACCGCUGGCCAGGAGGAGAUGCACUGUGUGAGUACAGCUCCUUCAUCCUCCUCUUCUUUGGACUCUCUGGCCUCAGCAUUAUCUGUGCCAUGUCUAUAGAGAGGUACCUGGCCAUCAACCAUGCCUAUUUCUACAAUCAUUACGUAGACAAGAAGCUGGCGGGGCUCACGCUCUUUGCCAUCUAUGCUUCUAAUGUCCUGUUCUGUGCCCUCCCCAGCAUGGGACUUGGCAAAUCUACCUUGCAGUACCCUUACACUUGGUGUUUCAUAGACUGGCGAACAAAGAAGGCCACUCAUGCGGCAUAUUCCUACAUGUACGCCGGCUUCAGCUCCUUCCUAAUCAUGGUCACUGUCAUCUGCAACAUCCUGGUGUGUGUGGCCCUCAUUCGCAUGCACCGCCAGUUCAUGCGACGCACAUCCUUGGGGACAGACACCACCUCCAGCCGUUUAUCUGACUUUCGCAGACGCCGGAGCUUCCGUCGGAUGGCUGGAGCAGAGAUCCAGAUGGUUAUUCUGCUCAUUGCCACUUCCCUGGUGGUGGUCAUCUGCUCCAUUCCCCUGGUGGUCCGUGUCUUUGUGAACCAGCUGUACCAGCCAGAAUCAGUGAGGGACGUGAAGCAAAACCCUGACCUGCAAGCCAUCCGCAUUGCCUCAGUGAACCCUAUUUUGGACCCGUGGGUCUACAUUCUCCUCCGCAAGACUGUGCUCAGCAAAGCCAUUGAGAAGAUCAAAUGCCUCUUCUGCCGCAUCGGAGGGGCUCGGAGGCAGCACUCGGGUGGCAAUUUCAACUGCGUGGAUGGCCGCAGGACGUCCUCUGCCAUGUCAAGUCAGUCACCCUCCUUCAUCUCCCGUGAGCUGAGGGAGAUCAGCAGCACCUCACAAACGCUGCUCUACCCUCCGGAGCUGAGCGAAAGCAGCGCUGGGGGCCGCGUUCUGCUCCCAGGCCCCAGUGCCAGCUUGGCUCAGUCUGACACCACGUCAGUGAGGACUCUGCGUAGCUCAGAGACCUCAGACUCUUCACAGGGACAAGAGUCUGAGAGUGUCUUCCUGGUGAAUGAAAUCAGGUCUGGUGGCGGGGCCAGCUCUACAGCCAAGGGCAGCCCUCUGCAGGUCACCUUUCCCACAGAGACAUUGAAUUUAUCAGAAAAGUGUAUAUAAGAUAGCCGUGAAAGGCAUCAACCCUGGGGAUACUUACCAGUACAUUGGAAAAACUGGUGCAAUAGACAGGUGUUCUGCCUGUUUGAGGGGAGAAGGGUUCAGCUGUGCUCCAAAGGGCUAUUUUUCUCUUGCUGUGUGAUGGGUACAUUUCUUUUAGACUACUGAGGACUGUGUGGAACAGACACUGCACUUGGGCCCUGCCAUGAGAAAUGGUACCAGGCAGGUCUAAAGGGACUGGAAACAUGAACUGCUUUGUCUUGUUUGGGGACACAGGAGAGCUACUGAGCCUCCUGAAAUUGAAAGACCCAUCACUUUCUUUUUUUUCUUUCUUUCUUUCUUUCUUUCUUUCUUUCUUUCUUUCUUUCUUUCUUUCUUUCAUUCUUUCUUUCUUUCAUUCUUUCUUUGUUUUCCUUUCCAAAUCUGGUAGAACUGUGUUUUCUCUCCCCAUGGUUGCUCAGCUAUCAAGAGUUUAAGCUUCUGGUACUAGAGCUGAAUGUGAGGCAGCUGCUAGGAACUGGACACAGUUACUCCGACAGCUGCCUGGGGAUGGAUUUUAAAGUGUCUCACUAAAGUAUGAAAAUGUGAAUUUUUAUUGUUGUACAUAUAUAAGGAUUGAAAAUAUUUAAAAGUCUAUUCUUCUCUAUGAGAAGGUUUUCUAUUAAUACAAGGUAUAUAGAAACAAUUGCCAGCCUUCUCUUCCCCCAAUAUUUCCUGCUGAUAGGACAUUCUUGGUUUAGAUUUGUUGUCCAGGCUAGAUUCACAGCUGAUGUGAUUAUCUGGCUGAGAAUACAUAAGCACUUUCUGAGUGAAAUGGGUAUAUGCGCGCUAUUUAGAGAGAAAAAGAAAACACAUCGUUUCAGUUAAGAAUAUUCCUGUUCCGUAUAUGUACAUACUAAAAAGCCAGAUUUUAUUUAUGUGCUGAGAGUGUUUCUCUGUAUAACACAUCCGCGCCUCUGUGAGUACUCGGGCCCAUAUUCUGCACACACUUAGGCACACACAUCGCCCAUCAGAGUCCCUCUGCUGCCAGGGAGACUCCUGACUUGUAAAGCUGAGGACAUAUAGAAGUGCUUUCAAUAUCAGGGCCUAAAACUUUCAAUCCCUGGUUAAUAGUCUUAAUAUUCACUUUAGUUAAAGCAUCACUGAUGUAAUAAAGGUAUUUUUCAUAACAUUUAUCAUUUUACUUUAAAUAGUAAAUAGAAUUUUAUGAUUGUGUAAUCUGAUACUCCAUCAAAUAAAUGUACAAAGCCAUGGAGGCAGAAUCUUCAUUUAAAAGUAUAGGUUGUAUAGAAACAUAUCCUGGUCUUGCACCCCUAGAAAAUAAUUUGUUCCUAGAGUCUUAAUGGCAAACACAUCACCAAAAACAGCUGUUAACCACUGACAAAAAGGAGGUUUGUGUUUUAUGUUGUAAGGGUUAGAUCUUGUUGCAGAAACACUUUAUCAAAAUAAUUCUGUACAGAUAUUUGGAGGAUGUUUUGUCAAAUACUAAGCAUGUUAUGCUGCUUAAAGUGUUUUCAUGUGAAAUGCUUCAUUGUAAUUUUGAGCCUUAUGUUGAUAUGUUUAAGCAGUUAUACUGACCCAAGUAAUUUUGGAGAUCACAAUUAAAUGGAAAUGUUCUGCUUGA
Messenger RNA from Columba livia (rock pigeon), 3692 nucleotides. It is a transcript of the gene PTGER4, whose product is annotated as prostaglandin E receptor 4. Gene Ontology annotation, biological process: adenylate cyclase-activating G protein-coupled receptor signaling pathway; cellular response to prostaglandin E stimulus; negative regulation of inflammatory response. Gene Ontology annotation, cellular component: plasma membrane. The transcript has 2 exons. The record is from RefSeq and is a predicted model, not a curated record. Lineage: Eukaryota; Metazoa; Chordata; Aves; Columbiformes; Columbidae. Gene Ontology annotation, molecular function: prostaglandin E receptor activity. Bases 647 to 2071 code for a protein of 474 amino acids.